Daldinia loculata is the source of this 1500-nucleotide messenger RNA. RefSeq names its product kinase-like protein. The record is from RefSeq and is a predicted model, not a curated record. The transcript has a single exon. The coding region runs from base 1 to 1500 and encodes 499 amino acids. Gene Ontology annotation, molecular function: ATP binding; protein serine/threonine kinase activity. Gene Ontology annotation, biological process: protein phosphorylation. Lineage: Eukaryota; Fungi; Ascomycota; Sordariomycetes; Xylariales; Hypoxylaceae.
AUGUUACCUCCCGCCGCUCCAGCCCUUAGCACCGUUCGCGGGUUCGCGCACACCCCAAUAAUGUCCGGCGACGAUGAUUCGGAUCACUGCCAGACGCCACCUUUGUCCGCGCGACGUGGUCGCACCCCCCGUCUUGAUGACGUUGUCAGUGCCAACUGCAGCCCCGUACUUCGUGGUCAUAACUCUCCUGCUAUCAGCGGCAUUGCUAAGCUGCGUAUGCAGCUAGAGCCCCUUAGCCUAGGCGACUCCCGCUCCAGCUCUAUGGUUCGAACUCGAAGCAAUAGUCGCCGCCGCUACAUGAGCGGAACCACCAGCCAAAUGGGUCGUAGUGACGACGAAAUUUCAGAGGGCGGAUCAACCAGUUACGAAGUCCAGUUAGAGCAUGACUUUGUGAGUGAAAGCGUGCAAGAGAAGAAAUAUGGUGCGAUUGAAGGUGGGCUAGUGCCCCGAAAGAUGGAGGCCGACGACUUCGAGACAUUGCGUUGUCUUGGAAAGGGCACAUACGGGACUGUCUUACUAGUUAAGCAGCGUGCUACGGGUCGGCUUUACGCGCAGAAGCAGUUCAAAAAGGCUUCAGUUGUCGUGCACAAGAAACUUAUCGAGCAAACAAAGACAGAAAGGCAAAUACUCGAGUCCGUCAACAGACACCCCUUCGUUGUCAAGUUAUUUUACGCUUUCCAGGACCAAGAGAGGCUAUAUCUUAUCCUCGAGUAUGGGCAGGGUGGAGAACUAUUCACUCACCUCAAUACCGAAAAGAUGUUCCCCGAGCCAGUUGCCGCCUUCUACAUGGCAGAAAUGGUUCUGGCUCUAUCUCAUCUCCACGAUACGCUCGGUGUGGUUUAUAGAGAUUUAAAGCCAGAAAACUGCCUCUUAGACGCACAAGGUCAUCUCCUGCUGACAGACUUUGGCUUGUCCAAGGUAGCAGUGGAUGAUGAUAGCUGUAAGUCUAUACUUGGAACAGUCGAAUACAUGGCUCCGGAGGUUGUCUUGGGCCAGAAAUACGGCAAGGCCGUCGAUUGGUGGUCGUUUGGUGCGCUGGGUUACGACCUUAUGACGGGUAACCCACCCUUCCGCGGCGGCAAUCACGCCAAGAUUCAGAACAACAUCGUCAAGCAGAAGCUUGUCUUGCCGUAUUUCCUAGGGCCCGACGCCAAGGAUCUAUUAACAAGAUUUUUAAAGAAAGAUCCUCGGAAGCGUCUUGGCUCGAACAUGCCCAAAGACCUCCUGAUCAUCAAGAAGCACAGGUUCUUCCGGAAGAUCGAUUGGAAGAAGCUUGCGGCCAGGGAAAUAGAGCCACCAAUCCAGCCGAUGAUUACGGACCCUGAGCUUGCAGAAAAUUUUGCUCCCGAGUUCACCGAGUUGCCUCUAAGCCCUAUCUUGGCCAAGUGUCCUUUGGAUGAUAUACCACCAAAGGAUAGCUUAAAGGAAGAUCCCUUUGGCGGAUUCAGUUAUGUAGCUUCCAGCAGCCUGCUAGAUGAUCAUGGGUUUAUGUUUAACUAA